This is a messenger RNA of Triticum aestivum (bread wheat), 1123 nucleotides long. RefSeq lists its product as uncharacterized. The coding region runs from base 44 to 1111 and encodes 355 amino acids. The record is from RefSeq and is a predicted model, not a curated record. The transcript has 5 exons. Lineage: Eukaryota; Viridiplantae; Streptophyta; Magnoliopsida; Poales; Poaceae.
GCCGCCUAUCGUUGAGUUUGAGGGACAGGCGUCGAGCGUCGAGAUGGCGACCGCCGCCACGACGGGCAGCGCGCUGAGCAUGAAGCUGCUGGUGGACACCAAGGCGCAGCGCGUGCUGUUCGUGGAGGCGAGCAAGGACGUGGUGGACUUCCUCUUCUCCCUCCUCGCCCUGCCGGUCGGCACCGCCGUGAAGCUGCUCGGGAAGGACUCCAUGGUCGGCUGCGUCGGCAACCUCUACGGGAGCGUGGAGAAGCUGGACGGCACCUACGUCCAGCCCGGCGCGGCCAAGGACGCGCUUCUUCACCCCGUCGUGCUCUGCCCGGGCGCCGCUGGCACCAACAUGCUCAUAGACCAUCAGGGGCUCCAUGCAGCUGCCGUGAGCCUCCAGCGGAGUGGAGUUUGUUGGGGAAGAAGCAGCAGCAUGCAGAUGAACGUGCAGAGUGCUGGACGCCGCCGGCACUACCCUCCUGGUGGCCGGCAGUGGUGGACGGUCUUCUGGACCCUUGGCGCUUCUUUAGGAUCGGCAGUUGAGAGACCAUCAGGGGCUCCAUGCAGCUGCCGUGAGCCUCCAGCGGAGUGGAGUUUGUUGGGGAAGAAGCAGCAGCAUGAAGAUGGACGUGCAGAGUGCUGGACGCCGCCGGCACUACCCUCCUGGUGGCCGGCAGUGGUGGACGGCUUGCCGGAGGCCACCUCUGGCGGGCAGCCCAAGGCGCUCUACAAGUGCAGCCGCUGCAACAACAGCUUCGUGUCGGAGACUAGCAGCACCAACUGCCCCUCGUGCGGCUACAAGAUGACCACGGCGUUGCGGUUCGUGUCAGGAUCCUGGGGCCAGACGGCUCAGGCGGCGGCCGGCGUCGUCUGUGGGAAAGGGUUCGUGCAGGGCAUCGUGACGUACACGGUGAUGGACGACCUCAGCGUGAACCCCAUGUCAUCCAUCUCCAGCAUCGCGCUGCUCAACGCCUUCGCCGUCAAGGACCUCGGCGCGCUCCAGGAGAAGACCGUGCAGCUCGGCUACAAGGAGGGUCUGGCGAUUCUCAGGGCGUCGCUGCAGUCCAAGACCGUCCUCACCGACGUCUUCCUCGCCAAGACGCAACUCCCAGGCCGCGCUUGAACACCCGGUUGC